Messenger RNA from Helianthus annuus (common sunflower), 1812 nucleotides. Its product is annotated as transmembrane 9 superfamily member 7. Lineage: Eukaryota; Viridiplantae; Streptophyta; Magnoliopsida; Asterales; Asteraceae. The transcript has 6 exons. Gene Ontology annotation, biological process: protein localization to membrane. Gene Ontology annotation, cellular component: membrane. The record is from RefSeq and is a predicted model, not a curated record. The coding region runs from base 1 to 1647 and encodes 548 amino acids.
AUGGAAAUUGCUGAUUUUCACAUGCAAGAGGAGCUACCAUGCCAAGUUGUUUGUCGAAUAGUGCUUGACGCUAAAUCUCCAAAAAGUUUCAAAGAUAUGAUUGAUGAUGAGUAUCGGGUUAAUAUGAUUUUAGAUAACUUACCAGUUGCCGUUCUUAGGCGAAGACUUUAUGGUAGUCAAUCAACCGUUUAUCAACAUGGUUUUCGUGUUGGGUUCAAAGGACGCUAUGCGGGGAGCAAAGAUGAACUCUACUUUCUCAAUAAUCACCUGAGCUUCAGAGUCAUAUAUCACAAGAAUCCCGACAACAAUUCUGCUCGAAUUGUUGGGUUUGAAGUUACUCCACACAGCAUCAAGCAUGAGUUCACAGAGUGGGGCUCUCAAAUAACUACAUGUAACAACGAUACAAAAAAUAUAAUUCGAGGAAGUACUAUACCACAAAUAGUUGAUACACAUACGGAUGUUGUAUAUACAUAUGAUGUGACUUUCAAGGAAAGCGACAUAGAAUGGGCUUCGCGUUGGGACGCCUACCUACUUAUGAACGAUGAUCAACUCCACUGGUUUUCCAUCAAAAACUCUUUAAUUGUUGUCCUCUUUCUUUCCGGGAUGUUAGCCAUGAUCAUAAUGAGAACACUUCACAAAGACAUCUCAAACUUUAACCAGUUAGACCCCCAAGAUGAGUCAGAAGAAGAAACGGGCUGGAAAGUCGUCCAUGGAGACGUUUUUCGGCCCCCCGUUAAUUCCAGGCUACUUAGUGUUUAUGUCGGGGCGGGUGUCCAAAUCUUUGGGAUGACACUCACCACCCUCAUAUUUGCUUUAUUGGGCUUCUUAUCACCCUCCAACCGUGGCGGUCUUAUGACCGCCAUGGUCCUGUCAUGGUUUUUCAUGGGCUUAAUCGCGGGCUUUUCCUCAGCCCGCCUUUACAAAGCAUUAAAGGGUACCGAGUGGAAGGAAAACACAUAUAAAACGUCGUUUAUGUUUCCUGGUAUAUCAUUUGCAAUUUUCUUUGUCCUCGAUGCCUUAAUGUGGAGACAAGGUUCUUCUGGAGCCGUACCCUUCGGCACCAUGUUUGUUCUUGUUUGCUUAUGGCUCGGGAUUUCUGUACCGUUGGUCUUUGUUGGCAGUUACUUGGGGUUCAAAAAGCCCGUUAUCGAAGAUCCUGUUAAAACAAAUAAAAUCCCAAGACAGGUUCCUAAACAACCUUGGUACUUGAAGCCCAUUUUCUUAAUGCUCGUUGGCGGGAUUCUUCCUUUUUGGGUAAUUUUUAUCGAGUUUUUCUUCGUUUUAACGUCCAUUUGGCUCAACCAAUUCUACUACAUAGUCGGGUAUUUAUUCAUCGCUUUUGUGAUGUUAAUAAUAACAUGUAUGGAAAUAACAAUCAUCUUGUGUUACUUCCAUUUGCGCGGUGAGGAUUAUAACUGGUGGUGGCGGGCUUAUUUGACAGCGGGUUCAUCGGCUUUAUAUCUCUUUUUAUACUCGGUUUUCUACUUUUUCAUCAAGUUGGACAUUACAAAAUUCGUUUCGUGUCUUUUGUAUUUCGGGUACAUGUUAAUUGCUUCGUACGCUUUCUUUGUGUUGACGGGUACCAUCGGGUUUUAUGCUUGUUUAUGGUUUGUGUGGGAAAUUUAUUCAUCUUUGAAGAUCGAUUGAUGUAAGAGUAAAUUACAAAAUUCGUCCUUUAUGUAUGUCACUUAUUACAAAGUGUGUCCUUUAUCUUCAAAAAGUACAAAAAACGUACCCGAUGUUUGCAAAUCCUUACAUGUUACGUCCUUUAGCCCUAACAUAGUUAGUUUUUAUGGUUAAAUAUGACCAAAU